GAACACUGCCUAACUUGACACUGGUCCAGCCUUGCAGGUUCCUUUCCCCCAGGACGACUGGGAGUGACGCAGGGCAGACGGAAAAACCUGGGGCUUGAGGGGGAGGACGGGGCGAACAGCGGUGAUGCAAGGAGGACUAUAGCUUUAAUUUGACAGGUCCAAGCCCGAUGCACGGCCUGCUCGCACGCACGGAGGACAUGAGUGUCAUCUAUAUGCAAGCUUUCCUGUGAGAAAUAAUAAGAAGAAAUCAUCACCUCAUUGGGGCGGAUCAGUUUGGACACACUCCCAGGUAAUCCCCUUUUCUGCACAUGGGAAAGUAGCCUAGUCAUUUAAUUUUCUUACCGUUCACCAAGUUGUAAAUCACAUUCUGUGGGAGGAUAUUUGGACCAAUCUCGCCGUCAUUUUAACAAGUCCUCAUCAUGAACUACCUACGUCGACGACUCUCGGACAGCAAUUUCAUGUCCAACCUGCCCAAUGGCUACAUGGCCGAUCUCCAACGCCCCGACCCGCCGCAGCAAAGCCCUGCAGUGUCGCCGGGGCCAUCGGAGAGGCGCCAGUCGGCCAGUCAGCAGCAGUCUAGCGGUGGAGGUGGAGGCUUCUUCUCAUCCAUAUCCCAUGCUGUCAAACAGACCACAGCUGCUGCCGCUGCGACCUUAUCUGAGGCAGCGGACCGGGCAGGAGUCUCCAGCAGUGCCAAGAUCCUCCUGGUUAUCGAUGACCAGCAGACCGACUGGGUGAAGGUCUUCAGAGGAAGAAAGGUCCACGGUGAAUUUGACAUUAAGGUAGAACAGGCAGAAUUCUCUGAAAUCAACAUGGUGGCAAAUGCUACAGGCACCUAUAAUGUGAACAUUAAUGCAAUCAGGAGUGGACAUAAGGUUACUAAAUCCUUCAAGCCAGACUUUGUUCUGGUCAGGGAGCAUGCUUUCAGCAUGGACAAGAAUGGAGAUCACCGGAACAUAGUCAUUGGCCUGCAAUAUGCUGGAGUGCCAAGUGUUAACUCUUUGCAUUCUGUCUACAACUUCUGUGACAAACCUUGGGUGUUUGCUCAGAUGUCUAGACUCCACAAGCAACUGGGCCCAGAGGAGUUCCCCCUAAUUGAACAGGUUUACUAUCCAAACCACAAGGAAAUGAUUACCUGCCCUCGAUUCCCUGUAGUGGUAAAGAUGGGCCAUGCUCACUCAGGAAUGGGAAAGGUGAAAGUGGACAAUCAGUAUGAUUUUCAAGAUAUUGCAAGUGUUGUGGCACUGACCAAGACUUAUGCCACAUCUGAGCCUUUUAUUGAUGCAAAGUAUGAUGUCCGCAUCCAGAAGAUUGGUAAUAAUUACAAGGCUUACAUGAGAACCUCAAUUUCUGGCAACUGGAAAACAAAUACUGGCUCCUCUAUGCUUGAGCAGGUGGCCAUGUCAGACAAGUACAGAAUGUGGGUGGACUUGUGUGCUGACAUCUUUGGAGGUUUAGACAUCUGUGCUGUGGAAGCUCUGCAUGGUAAAGAUGGCAAGGACUACAUUAUAGAGGUUGAUGACUGCUCAAUGCCGCUGAUUGGGGACCAGCAAGACGAGGAUCGUGUUCAGAUUGCAGAACUGGUGAUUUCUAAGUUGAGCCAGACUGUUCCACAAACUUCAAGUUCCUCCACAGUCCGUGCUGCCACCGGACAGCCAGCACAGAAAGCAGUUUCACCUCAGCCUGUCACACAACCCCGAGUACCACAGGCUCAACAGCGACCUUCACCUCAGGGUGGUCCUCAACAAAGUCCGCCACCUCAGCAGCGCCCACAGCCUCAAGGCCAGCCUCCUGCACAGACCCAGCAAUCUGCUACCAGCCCUGCUACAGGUGACCCCAGUACCCAGACUAAGGCUAAUCAAGGACCCACAGCUCAGCCACGAUCACCCGGUCAGGGAGCUCCUCAAGGUCAGAGGCCUCCUUCUGGCCAGGGCUCUCCUCAGCGAAGCCAGGGAGGUUCCCCGCAAGCUCAGAGGCAACAGUCUGUCUCUCAGCAGCAGAAACCCUCUACAGGAGGUCCAGGCCAGCAAAGGCCUGCCCAGCCCCAGAGGCAGCAGUCACAGGGGAGUCCACAACAGCAAAGGGCUCCUGGCCAGCAAAGUCGUUCUGGAGCACCCACCACCCAGCAGCCCCGACCUGCUGCUCAAGGCCAGGGGGGCCCAGGAGGACGAACCCCACUGCAGCAAAAGCCUCAGCCCCCACAGAAGCCCACUCAGGACAACCUGGCUAUGGGCGGCUCUCCACAACUAAACAAGUCCCAGUCUCUUACCAAUACCUUCAACAUUCCAGAAACCCCAGCGCCACGAGCCAGCCUUAGUCAGGAGGAGGUGAAGGCUGAAACCAUACGCAAUCUACGCAAAUCUUUUGCCAGUCUCUUCUCAGACUGAGACGACAUAACCCCCCCACACACCUCCUCCUCCAACUGACAAAGAGAUGCUCAAGAAAACUGAAGGACUGAUUUCUUCCUCCCCCAGCGAACAAGGACCAACAGGAUGUCGUCUCUAAUCAAUGUACUUUGACCCUGGUAUGAAAAUGUACACACCUGACAUCCACUGCCUAAAUGGAAAAAGAAAUUGCUUCAAAUGAUCAAAAAAUACGCAGUCAAUUUAGGCUCUUUUGUCUGAAACAUUCCUUAUUUCACCUCAAGGUCAUCCACUCAUCAUGUGACACAGUCUGUGAGUGUAGACGCCUGAUCACACACCUCACUCAAAAGCUUGUAUAUGCAUGACCACACAUACACAAAAAUAAGAAACAAAACAACACAACGCUGCUCCCACUUGUUUGUCGGUGCUGUAAAGUUGCUGUGAUCUUUAUGUUCGAACUUCGGUUGGUUUGCGGACCAACCGCAUGAAUCAAUCAAAGUAUGAGAAUUAUUGGUGUGGGGAGGACUGUUGCAUCUUAUCUCAAUUUUAUAUAAAAAAGCAACUGUUUGAUGUAACUAUUUAACCUCUUUUUUACCUAAUUAAUAUCACAAACAUAAAACAUGAAAUAAAAUUUAAAGCAUGGGGUAAGAUAAAAAUAAAAGCCUCCCCUCGCUUUCUACCCUUCCUUUAAUAAAAAAAAAAAGAAGAAGACAAUAUCCUCCCCCUUAUCUGCCCUCCUCUGCACUAAUAAUUUUCAUACUAUCCCUAAUUCAGCACAGCUGCACACACAGGGUGUCCAGUGUUAACUAAUGCUAGAUCUGUUUGAGCUCUUGACUGGUGAUGUCUUAACUGCAUGUCAACACAAGGCAACGGUUGCCUUUUCCAGCCCCCGACAUUGGCGCUUGUAACUGUGUCGUCACAUAUAGUUGAAUUACUUAGUAAAGUAGCCUAGUGGGUGUUGUGAAUAUGUAGUUUUCUUCCUGUUUUUUGUCGCACAAGAACAAAAGCUCAAAAGCCCUCCACCUUCAAAGCAUGCCUUACACAGAAGAGAUCAAAUGGAGCUGUCUCAGGGAUGUCCAGUUGGUUGUGGCACUUGUGUGUGGGUGAAGGUCUUCCAUUACUAUAUUAUUGUGGUUGUUUACCAAUAAUGAAGGAAAAGCAUGCAUUUUGUUGAGGUAGAAUGUCAUUACUGUUUCAAAUGCAUUUGCACACAGAGCAUAACAUGAAGUUAUACUUGAAUACAGUCACAUGAACUGAUAUAUGAAAUCUAUAGUUUCAGGUUUGUUCAUUUGCUACUCAACAAAGGAACAACUCACUGCUCCCAGUCUGCAAUGUCUGUGACAGGUGUGGUACAGUAGGAUAGAGCUUGGCAACUGUUGAAGUACAGUUAGUGAAAAAAUAGAUUAUUUUAUGUUGCAUUUUUUAUUGAUUUCAAAAUAAUGUAAUGAGAAAAACCUACUGUAUGACUGCACACCAGAUACUAAAGGAUUUAGCUGUUAGUAUAUUGUGAUUUUGCAGUGAUGUAACUCAAACCAUGACUGUGUCAUACAGUGAUGCAGAAUAUCUGCUUCCAUAUAUGUCUCUCAGUUUUCAACAUAAUCUGUAAGAAGAGGCCAUACUCCAAAGCAUACUCAGCCAAGGAAUGUUACAUACUGUAUAUGCAGUUCAUCUAUACAAUAAAAAAAGUAAAAUAAUGCAAAAGUAUUUUAAUGUGAACCGUGGUAUGCACCUCUGCAGUAGAUUUAGCAUUCCCUGCCACCCCUCCUUAAAUCGAACAGCCCUUUCUUUGAUCACUACUCUGAAAAUCUGAGCUGGCACUAAAAAUGUCUUCCAGAAGGAGUGCUUUCCAUUCAAGUGCAAACGCAGUGUGUCAACAUCAUGCUUAUUAGAGCCACAAGUAUAAAGGAGUCUUGGUUCCCUUGCAGAUUCUCCAUGCUGCCUGUGUUUAUCAGUCUGUUUGUGUAGCCACAGUGACCCCUUGUGCUCAAUGGUGCAUAAUGUGUGAAUGUUCUGUAACCGUUCAAACCAAAUAGAUGUGCUGUACAGAGCUCUGAGUGAUGCAGAGUGUCACAUUUAUCCCCCUUGCUGCUCUUUGUGCUUGCUGAUAUUAUAUGUGUCUCUGACCUUUUUAAUUUUGCUUCUUUAAUUCGUGCAUUUUCGUUUCAGUUAUUUUGAACGUGCUUCAUUUUUUUUUUCUGUGAGGCAAAACUAUUUGGUACUUGUAAGUUUAUGCAUCAGUGAUUCUGGGCUUCAUUUUUAAAUUUUACACCGACUCAGUACACUGUUGUUAAAUUUAUCAUGGCACAACCUACUGCCAGGGAAAUCAGUAAGAGCAGCUUUGUGUAAUUGUUACACUGAGUGUGUAAUUUAUAAAAAUGAGCCAUCACAACCAGCAUGGGUGUCUAACUCUGUCACUCAGAGGCCUCUUGGCCAUGUUAAGAUAUACCAUUUGCCAUGGCACCGCCUGAGACUGACAAACUAGACGGUAAUAGCAAUGCAAAUAACUGGUUUUAUGUACUUAUGUUUUUGAUGUUCACUUUUUUUUAAAGUUUAGAUUAGUUACGGUUGAUAUAAUUGACCAUGAAUGGACGUUGUUUUCUUUGUUACCACUAGUUUUAUUGUUUUUAAAUGCAUUGUAAAAUCACAGUGAAAAGACUGGAUGCUUAAGUGAUUGUCAGCUUUAAACUUCAUAAAUGUGAGUGCAAAAAUCAAAAAGCUGAAGUUUUUGUUAAUCAGAAAAUAAGUUACUGCAUAAUGCAAAUCAUAGUGGAUUAUUGAAUUAAGUGUAAAAAAAAUUGAUGUUAUAUGCAUUGUAGCUAUAUUAUGUGAAAAUGAGUAUGUUAUUAAACAUGCACAUGUCUAAUAAAGUCUGUGAUCAACAAUG
Monopterus albus (swamp eel) is the source of this 5247-nucleotide messenger RNA. It is a transcript of the gene syn1, whose product is annotated as synapsin I. The record is from RefSeq and is a predicted model, not a curated record. NCBI's taxonomy places the organism in Eukaryota, Metazoa, Chordata, Actinopteri, Synbranchiformes, Synbranchidae. The transcript is spliced from 14 exons. Gene Ontology annotation, molecular function: ATP binding. Gene Ontology annotation, biological process: neurotransmitter secretion. Gene Ontology annotation, cellular component: synaptic vesicle membrane; synaptic vesicle. Bases 420 to 2387 code for a protein of 655 amino acids.